AUGGUCCAUCCGUUAAAGUAUGUGUAUUAUUCCGUGAAAUCGAGGGACAAAAUCGUAUUUUUAGGUGAGUAUCUUCCUGUAAAACGACCACUGCAUGUACACUCCUCACAUAUCCAAAUUCACAGCUUGGCGGCCGCGCAUUCCGGGGCAGGUGAGGUGAAAGUCGCGCUCGCAGCCAUCGUAGCCAACCACUUGGUCAUGAACCUCAUGCUUGCCGUAGAAGGAGCAAUCGAAGCCGCGAGCCGAGUCGGGAACACCGAAACAAAGAGACCAGUUUUACUUGGAUCCGACGGCUAG
Molecule: messenger RNA, 297 nt
Organism: Prunus armeniaca (apricot)
Lineage: Eukaryota; Viridiplantae; Streptophyta; Magnoliopsida; Rosales; Rosaceae
Source: the annotation of a GenBank genome assembly